Messenger RNA from Candidula unifasciata, 735 nucleotides. The record is from the annotation of a GenBank genome assembly. Lineage: Eukaryota; Metazoa; Mollusca; Gastropoda; Stylommatophora; Geomitridae.
AUGACAAGAACAAACCUGACUGUAGCUGAUAUGACAAGAACAAACCUGACUGUAGCUGACAUGACAAGAACAAACCUGACUGUAGCUGACAUGAUAAGAACAAACCUGACUGUAGCUGAGAUGACAAGAACAAACCUGACUGUAGCUGAGAUGACAAGAACAAAACUGACUGUAGCUGAGAUGACAAGAACAAACCUGACUGUAGCUGAGAUGACAGGAACAAACCUGACUGUAGCUGAGAUGACAGGAACAAACCUGACUGUAGCUGAGAUGACAAGAACAAAACUGACUGUAGCUGAGAUGACAAGAACAAACCUGACUGUAGCUGAGAUGACAGGAACAAACCUGACUGUAGCUGAUAUGACAAGAGCAAACCUGACUGUAGCUGAGAUGACAAUAACAAACCUGACUGUAGCUGACAUGACAAGAACAAACCUGACUGUAGCUGACAUGACAAGAACAAACCUGACUGUAGCUGACAUGACAAGAACAAACCUGACUGUAGCUGACAUGACAAGAAUAAACCUGACUGUAGCUGACAUGACAAGAACAAACCUGACUGUAGCUGACAUGACAAGAGGAAACCUGACUGUAGCUGACUUGACAAGAACAAACCUGACUGUCGCUGACAAGACAAGAACAAAACUAACUUUAGCUAUUAUGAUUGCGCCUUAUGUUGAGAAGACAACUGACAAAUGUACACACAGUUGUAGUAUUCAAAUGACUGAGCUAUAG